AUGUCAACGGAUAACAUCAACAACCCUGUAAUAACGGACACUUCCACAGGAAAUACGUCUAACACGGAAAGGUUUACUCAUAUGUUGAGAAGGUCAAGUGCGAGAUUAAGAGCGACGUCCGUCCCAGCAUUAGAUUCUGAACAGACAACGAAUCCCCCAUUGGGACCCGACCGGUCACCUGCCGCUGAGGAAGCUACGCCUACUGCGACGAGCAGCCAACGAGGUGGGAACCGGGGACGAGGUCGUCGAACUGCUAGAGGAUCGGCUAGACCUGCUGUCGAGAACAGGAACCAGGAAGGCGGAACCCCGUCGGUGACACUCACAGUGCCGGGCGCCAACGCAAAUGGAAGUGCAACUCCUGGAGCGCCUUCGGCAUCUAAUCUUCAACCAGGAAGCGGUUUGUCAGCAAUCAGUCAAGUAGGUUUAGGUACAACCCAGGGGUCAAAUCGUACCUCUGUCAUCCACCCUGCAGCUUCAAACUCGACAGGAUUAAUCGCUGAAGAGAACGUUGGAGGCAAUGCAACCGUCAAUAAGUCACCUCCGCGCAGGAACACGACGUCUGCCGUGGUUAGCCCACCGAAGGGCAUGCACUCUUGGUUGAUCGCCAAUGGAUUGUCCUUAACCAAUGCUUCAGGCUCAGUGACGCCUAAUGGAUUUACGACAGGACUUGGAUGCCUACCUAAGACUCUUGCCAACCCGACUUCCAAACAAGCUCCUUGUUUCGACUUAACUAAAGAUACCGACAAUGAUGCGACUCCGUCUUCAAAAGAAACUGACACGUCAAAGUCAACGGCUAAAUCGAAACCCGAAGUCAGUACCAAGGGCAUAGAAAACACCGGUCUAGUCAGCUUAUCAAAACAUUGGCACGACAAACUCUCGCCACUAGUGGGAUACGUACCACUGUCUAUCUUCAAUAUCAAUUGGUUGAAAUUGGACCUGCUUAGGACAACCUCUCGCCCCCGAACUUCAAAAGAUAAAGAUGACAAGUAUGUCGGCAUGGAGGUUCCAGAAGAGUGGAAGAUGUCCUUCGGAGAGUGGGUGACAGCUUUCGAUCUCUUCGUGGCCUAUCUGGUGCAUUACAAACAUGUCGGCCUAGCCAAGCGUUUCAAGGUCCAUAAAGAGAACGUGUUCGCAAUUAUGAGAGAAAGGAGGAGUUGGCCAAUGGCUUUUCGGUACGAUAUGGCAAUACGAACAACGGUGCUUACUAUUCGGAACUCUGACGGCAAAUUAGCGGACCCCGGAGACCGGAACGAAACGAUCGAGAGGGAUGCCCGUCUAGAGACAGAACGUUUGGGUGACUUCGACCCUCGGUUCGCAGACUGUAAUCCUUAUGCAGAAGGGCAAGUCAAGUCUCACAUUAACCCGAUCAGCGGCGAACGGAUGCGUCACAAUGAGAACACCUUCGGAUCUACCAGGAACGACCAUUCUAUGAGUUCUACUUACGGGAAACCGAAUGCGAGAUCUUGGGCCUUUGCAAAUCAGGUGGUUUAUGACGGCCCAGGAGGUGUGAGCUUCAACGACGCUGAGGAUAGGGGACAUGGGAGCCGUAGGAACCGUGGACGUGGCAGGGGUGGUCGCUGGAAUGGCGGAGGUGGUUUCGAGGCUCCACCUAGGGGUAGGCGAGGAAACAAUGAUUAUGACGAGAGAAGAGCUGAAGGCAGCGGUUCUUGGAAACGUGAAGAUAGGCGCGAUGACCGCCGAGGCGAGGAGCGCGGGCCCGUGGGUCCUAAGUUUGGCGGCCAAGGGAAGGCAAAGUAA
Molecule: messenger RNA, 1758 nt
Organism: Melampsora larici-populina 98AG31
Lineage: Eukaryota; Fungi; Basidiomycota; Pucciniomycetes; Pucciniales; Melampsoraceae
Exons: 2
Coding region: 1-1758 (585 amino acids)
Source: RefSeq, a predicted model, not a curated record